Messenger RNA from Lactuca saligna, 2896 nucleotides. The record is from the annotation of a GenBank genome assembly. Lineage: Eukaryota; Viridiplantae; Streptophyta; Magnoliopsida; Asterales; Asteraceae.
AUGCAACUAAGAACAAGCUGUGCAGAUGGUUAUAACAGGAUUAGUGUUUCAAGCACUCCUAGUUGUUCAAAUCCUACUUCUGGACCUGAUGACAUAGAAUCAUUAGGAGAUGUUUACCUUUGGGGAAAAGUCUGUUGUGAUGGAACUUGUAACAAUCAAUCUGCAAAUGGUAAAAAUGAUGUCUUAACUCCUAAACCAUUGGAGUCAAAUGUAGUCAUAGACGUACAAAAAAUUGCUUGUGGUGUUCAACACAUUUCACUUCUAACAAAACAAGGUGAGAUUUUCACUUGUGGAGAGGAAUCCGGAGGUAGGCUUGGUCAUGGAACAGACCGACAUCAUGGUCGCCCUCGCCUUGUAGAAUUCCUUUCGGUCUCCAACAUUGACUCGAUUGCAUGUGGUGAGUUUCACACAUGCGCUAUAUCUAACUCUGGGGAUUUAUACACGUGGGGAGAUGGGUCCCACAAUGCUGGACUUCUUGGUCAUGGAACUGAUGUCAGCCACUGGAUUCCAAAACGAGUUUCUGGACCUUUAGAAGGAACUCAAGUCACAUCGGUUGCUUGUGGAAAUUUUCAUUCAGCCUUAUCAACCAUCGAUGGAAAGCUAUUCACAUUUGGAGAUGGAACUUUUGGUGCUUUGGGACAUGGAGAUCGCGAGAGUGUACAUUUCCCAAAAGAGGUUGCAUCUUUAAGUGGACUCAAGACUAUAAAAGUUGCAUGUGGUGUAUGGCAUACUGCGGCAAUUGUAGAGAUUAUAAACAAUCAAACCGGACACUCUACGUCUAAAAAGCUAUUCACAUGGGGUGAUGGUGAUAAAUAUCGAUUAGGUCACGAAAGCAAAGAAUCUUAUACAGAACCAACAUGUAUAGCAGCUUUAAUUGAUUAUAACUUCCAUCAAUUAGCAUGUGGACAUACUAUGACUGUAGGCCUUACAACAUCCGGUCAUGUCUUCACUAUGGGUAGUCCUGCGCAUGGUCAACUCGGUAACCCACAAGCUAAUGGAAAAUCUCCUUCCAUGGUGCAAGAUAAAUUAGUAGGCGAAUUUGUUGAAGAAAUCGCAUGUGGAGCAUACCAUGUUGCUGUGUUGACAUCAAGAAGUGAAGUGUUCACAUGGGGAAAAGGUGAAAAUGGAAGACUAGGACAUGGGGACAUUGAUGAUCGAAACACACCAACUUUGGUUGAAUCGUUUAAAGAUAGGAUUGUGAAAAGUGUGUCGUGUGGUGCGACUUAUACUGCGAGUAUUUGCGUUCAUAAGUGGGCUGUAUCUGGAGCAGAUCAAUCAGUUUGUUCUGGAUGUAGACAAGCAUUUGGUUUUACAAGAAUGAGACGUAAUUGUUUCAAUUGUGGGCUUGUGUAUUGUCAUGGUUGUAGCUCCCGAAAGGCUUUGAGAGCAGCAUUGGCUCCAAUUCCAGGAAAGCCUCAUCGUGUUUGUGAUUCUUGUUAUGCAAAGCUUGCAAAAGCCGCUGAAUGUGAUAAUAAUAAUAGUAGUAAUAAUAAUAAUGUCGCUAAUUUCAACAAGAGGCUUAGUACUCGAAACCACAUGGAUGGGAGUAGGUUGAGGACUUCAAGGGUUCUGAUUUCCCCCACUAUGGAACCGGUUAAAUACCAUGAAGUGAAAUCAGGGAAAUAUGGAUCGAAAUCUGAUUCUUAUUCGAUUGUAAGAACUUCACAAGUUCCAGCGUUUCAGAGUUUAAAGGAUGUUGCAUUUCCGAGUUCACUCAGUGCUCAUCAGAAUGCUUUGAGAUCUGGUUCACAGUUUCCACCACGUCCAAGAAGAUCUAAUUCUCCACAAUCUGGUGCUCCUAUGUUCUCGAGGGGUGUGAUUGAUGGUUUUAAGAAGUCAAAUGAUGUUUUGAGCCAAGAAGUGUCGAAAUUGCAAAACCAUGUGAGACAUUUGAAGCAUAAAAGUGAAAAGCAAGAUGCAGAUAUUAGAAAGUUGCGAAAUGAUACUAAACACGCUGAGUCAUUAACUGCAGCAAAAGCUGCCAAACGCACCAUUGCUGUGGAUGUCUUCAAAUGUAUCACAACUCAGUUAAACGAAUUGACAGAAAAACUGCCACCUGAAAUCUCCGACGAUGAAACCUUCAAAGCGUUGACAGAUAAAGUCAAUAACUACAUCAAAACCCACGGAAAUGAUACAUCUUUCUCAAGUUGUUCUUGCUCGCAAUCAGAUCAGCCUGAAGCAAGUCGUACUACCAGUAAAGUCACAAGAAAAAAAUAUCAUAAAAUCGAUGAAAACGAAGAUCUUGAGGAGCCAAAUAAAUCGACACAGAAUGUUGAUGGAUCCCAAGAUACAUCACAAAAUGCUGACAUUCCUCCACAAGAAAACGAUGAAGCUUCAACUAGUAAUAACACAGGAAGUCAGAAAAGCAUAGAAGGUAGUUCAAGAGUACAUAAGCAUGUAAAGAGUGAGGGAGUCAAUGAAGUUAUUGAACAAUUUGAAUCUGGUGUUUAUGUAACCCUACUCCAACUUCCAGAUGGUACGAAAAUAUUCAAGCGGGUUAGAUUCAGUAAAAGGAGGUUUGCAGAGCAGCAGGCAGUAGAAUGGUGGAAAGAAAACAAGGUCAGGCUGCUUAAAAGGUAUAGUCCGGCGAAGCCACGCAACACUUCAAGUGCACCGCCACCUCCGACGGAAAAUAAUGAGGAACCACCACCAUCUACUUAACUCGGUUUGGUUUCUGUAAGGGACUUGAUAAUUAUGUGAAACUUUGAUCUUUACUGUGAAUGCGAGAUCUCAAAAGAGACUAGACAAAUUUGUUCUUUGAACAGACUAGUGAUUUACUUUUUUUGAUAUGUUGGUUGUAAAGAUAGACUUUGAUAGGAUUUAAAUGAUGUAAUUAAAUCAAAAUAUUGAAAAUAUAAACCAAAUAAGUUGUUUGUUACAAAUUGGAAUAAAAGAG